AUGUUUGGGAGAGCACCGAAGAAAAGCGAUAGUACGAGGUACUAUGAAAUCCUUGGUGUUUCUAAGAACGCGUCUCAGGAUGAUUUGAAGAAAGCUUACAAGAAAGCUGCUAUUAAGAAUCAUCCUGAUAAAGGUGGUGAUCCCGAGAAGUUCAAAGAGCUAGCACAAGCUUAUGACGUUCUGAGUGAUCCUGAGAAGCGUGAGAUAUAUGAUACAUAUGGUGAGGAUGCUCUUAAGGAAGGAAUGGGUGGUGGUGGUGGCGGCGGCGGCGGCCAUGACCCAUUUGACAUCUUCUCGUCUUUCUUUGGUGGUGGUGGCGGUGGUAGUAGCCGAGGACGGAGGCAGAGGCGUGGAGAAGAUGUUGUUCACCCUCUCAAGGUCUCUCUGGAGGAUCUUUAUCUCGGAACAUCUAAGAAGCUUUCUCUCUCGAGGAAUGUUUUGUGUUCGAAAUGCAGUGGCAAAGGUUCUAAAUCUGGAGCUUCCAUGAAAUGUGCUGGUUGUCAAGGAACUGGUAUGAAGGUUUCUAUUCGGCACCUUGGUCCAUCAAUGAUUCAGCAAAUGCAGCACCCUUGUAAUGAAUGUAAGGGCACUGGCGAGACUAUCAAUGAUAAAGAUCGCUGCCCACAGUGUAAGGGAGAGAAGGUUGUGCAAGAAAAGAAAGUACUUGAAGUUCAUGUGGAGAAGGGAAUGCAGAAUAGUCAGAAGAUUACAUUCCCUGGCGAAGCUGAUGAAGCACCAGACACAGUUACUGGGGAUAUCGUAUUUGUGCUUCAGCAGAAAGAACACCCAAAGUUCAAAAGAAAGAGUGAAGACCUUUUUGUAGAGCACACAUUGUCCCUCACUGAGGCUUUAUGUGGUUUCCAAUUUGUGCUUACUCACUUGGAUGGUCGCCAACUCCUUAUCAAAUCAAACCCUGGAGAAGUUGUCAAGCCUGAUUCAUUCAAGGCUAUUAAUGACGAGGGAAUGCCGAUGUACCAGAGGCCCUUUAUGAAGGGCAAGCUAUACAUUCACUUUACUGUGGAAUUCCCUGAGACUCUAAGUCCUGAUCAGGUGAAGGGUUUGGAGGCUGUUCUUCCAGCUAAACCUUCAUCACAGUUGACAGACAUGGAGCUUGAUGAGUGCGAGGAAACUACACUUCAUGAUGUCAAUAUGGAAGAGGAGACAAGGAGGAAACAGCAGCAACAACACGAGGCAUAUGAUGAAGAUGAUGAUAUGCCUGGCGGGGCACAGAGGGUACAGUGCGCCCAGCAGUAG
Messenger RNA from Lathyrus sativus (Indian pea), 1254 nucleotides. Lineage: Eukaryota; Viridiplantae; Streptophyta; Magnoliopsida; Fabales; Fabaceae. The record is from the annotation of a GenBank genome assembly.